AUGGGCAAAUCAAAGCGUCGCAAGCUGCAAGAACGCAAGGAACACAACGAGAAAUCAAAUGGCGGACGCUCAAAAUUCAACGUCCGAGACGGACCCUCGCGACCAAAACACCAGCAAUCGAAAUCGCAACAGCACGCCAAACCUAGUGCAGACAAGAAAACUGCAGCGUCUGCGCAAAAGCAACAGCAACAACAUCAAGAAUCGAUUAUUCCUUUCGAUGCCCUCGACCGUAUUCUGGUCAUUGGCGAUGGCGAUCUGAGUUUCAGCAGGAGUUUGGUGGAUACACAUGGAUGCGCUGCACUAUUAGCCACAACCUACGACACCGAGAUCGAAUUAUUGGAGAAAUACCCACAGGCACAAGAGAACAAAGAUGCAAUCGAGGCAGAAGAGCAGAGGGUGUUACAUGGAGCUAUAAAGCCUCUGUUGGCCCCUCAUGGCACUGUCAUUGUUACACUCUUCGAAGGCGAACCUUACACUCUCUGGAAUAUCCGCGAUUUGGCUCGGCAUUCUGGCUUGGAGGUUCAACGCAGCUUCCGCUUCCAGGCUGAUGCUUAUCCUGGAUAUUCUCAUGCACGCACGUUGGGCAACAUCGAAGGAGGUGGUGGUUGGAAGGGUGAAGAGAGACUGUCAAGGAGCUACGUAUUCCAGCACAAGGGUGCGGGAGACGUAGUACAGAAGCAACAGGCCAAGAAUAAUAAGAGAAAGAAGGUGGAGGAGAGUGAUGAUGAAGACAGUGAUGAAGAUUGA
Aureobasidium musti is the source of this 747-nucleotide messenger RNA. The record is from the annotation of a GenBank genome assembly. Lineage: Eukaryota; Fungi; Ascomycota; Dothideomycetes; Dothideales; Saccotheciaceae.